AGUAGUGGAAGUAGUCAUGAAUAGGAUGGUGGUUGUGCAAGUAAUUGCACUACCAAAGAAUAUAAUCGAAGGAAUUAGUUAAUAGUGCACCUGUAAUUGUUUAUAAUGUCUAUGUUAAAACAUUACCGGCUUUUUUUCAAUGUUAGACCAGUUCUACAUUGCAAUUAUUUAAGCCAGACUGCUGACGACAAAAAAGACAGGAUAGGAGGUUAUGCUAAGGCUUUUGAGAAAUUUGAACAAAAUAUACGAAAACCUAGUAAUCAACAAGAGAAAAUGACUUUUUCUGCUCUGCUUAGAAAUUCAAAGUUUAUAGAUUUAGGAGAUCCCGAAGGAAAAAUUGCACAAGGUAAAAUAUUUCAUGUCGUUGAGGAUGAUUUGUACAUAGAUUUUGGUUGGAAAUUUCACUGUGUUUGUCCACGACCGAAAAAACAAGCAGAGAAAUACAUAAGAGGGGCAAAAGUAAAGAUUUUAAUAAAAGACCUUGAACUAUCGUCACGUUUUUUGGGAUAUAAAAAGGAUUUAACUCUGUUGGAAGCAGAUUGCCACUUGAUAGGCCUUAUAGAAAGCAAACAUCAGGACAAACAUCAAAGCAGCAAUUGAAUAUAAUUAAGAAAUGAAAGAACUUUGUAGUUAGUUAUUUUUUAUUAAAAAAAUACAAUCUUA
Agrilus planipennis (emerald ash borer) is the source of this 663-nucleotide messenger RNA. RefSeq names its product 28S ribosomal protein S28, mitochondrial (gene mRpS28). The record is from RefSeq and is a predicted model, not a curated record. The transcript has 3 exons. Lineage: Eukaryota; Metazoa; Arthropoda; Insecta; Coleoptera; Buprestidae. Gene Ontology annotation, cellular component: mitochondrial small ribosomal subunit. The coding region runs from base 106 to 600 and encodes 164 amino acids.